Molecule: messenger RNA, 654 nt
Organism: Eremothecium gossypii ATCC 10895
Lineage: Eukaryota; Fungi; Ascomycota; Saccharomycetes; Saccharomycetales; Saccharomycetaceae
Exons: 2
Coding region: 1-654 (217 amino acids)
Source: RefSeq, marked provisional
AUGUCCAGUUCCAACAAUCAGAGCAAUACUUUUCAAGAGCGCAGAAACAAGUUAUCUGUAUGGGUCAAAAGGAUCAUCCAGCCGAAUAAGGAUCACAAGGCAGGCCUGGCGGGGGCGCGGCCGGGGCGGAGCAUGGCGCGGCGGACGGAGCCGGAGAGCAAGGAAAGGGCUGCGGAAAGCUCGGAGUCGGUGGUGAGCACGCCGAGGGGGUCGCACAGCAGCAGCAGCUCGUCGGCGCGGUCGGUGCGGAGCGUGCAGACGGCGCCGGCGCGCUGUAAGCUGCGCGGAGGCGCGUGCGCACCGGCGCCGCGGGUCGAGUUCGAGGGUGCGAACGACAACGCGAGCACGGUACCGUUGGUGUCGAUGUGCUCGUCAUCGCUCAAGUCCAGCACGUUUUCGGACGUGCACUCGGUGCAGUCGACCCGCGCGACCGUGUUCUCGAACAAGACCUUCGACACGAACUCCAGCACGAUCGGUAUCCCCCCCGCCAGCAUUGUGGACCGCGGCCGCCACACGGUCGCCGCGCCCAGCGUACUCAGCAUCGGCACGUCGCAGACGCCGCAGCCGCCGCAGGGCCGGGGCUCGAACCGCCAUGCAAACAGCAUUCACACGUCUGUGAGUCUGACGAGCAUCGCCACCAUUCUUGACUCUUAG